Messenger RNA from Racocetra persica, 807 nucleotides. Lineage: Eukaryota; Fungi; Glomeromycota; Glomeromycetes; Diversisporales; Gigasporaceae. The record is from the annotation of a GenBank genome assembly.
AUGAGUAAAUCGGCAACAGUAGAGCAAUUAACUAAUGAGACAAACGAAUUAAAAGAUUCUUAUUUUAGACUUAGUAUUGAGGUAAUUGAACAAAUAAAAAAUCUGCCAAAAUACUGGGAUUUGACUAAAGAGCAACAGUCCUUAAUAGAGAAAAUGAUCCCUAAUCCCUCAUUAAGAAAUAAAUAUAUUAGAUAUAGAUUGUGUGAAGAAUGUUGGCAACCCAAUACUAAUAUUAAGGGUAAUAAAUGGCACAGGCAUAUUGCUGAUGGGCAAAGCGUUCAAAAAGUGGUUUUAAAAAGUUUACACGAUUCGCAAAACAUCACGAAAGAGUUUUUGCAAGAAAUUACCUACUAUAAACUAUUCAAUGAUAUUAGUAGUCAAGUUGUGCGAUGUUAUGAUACUAAUCCCACUCAACGACCAACCGCAACGGAGUUAAGUAAAAUUUUGGGCAACUGGUAUGGAGCAUUUAACACAAAAGAAGGAAAAAACAACACUAGUACGCACACAAAAGAAUUCUAUCAACAAUAUCAAGAAUUAGCCGCAGAAGAAUUUAAAGAUGAAAAAAGUAAAAGAACGACCCCUCUUCCUCGAAACGUUCAUUCCCAAGCAGUUUACACUAGUAGAUUUAUAGACACUGAAGACAUCAUUAAACAAUUACAAAAUUCUCAAAAAAUCAAUGAGCAGUAUUAUAAUGCCGACUCUGAUUCUUUGUUGCUUCCUCACUUAAUUAAUUCAGAGAAUCAAUUUUUACUAAAUAAGCAAAUUGAACAACAAGCCCAAAUCCAAAUUCCACCCAAGAAUAAUUAA